Molecule: messenger RNA, 4742 nt
Organism: Carassius auratus (goldfish)
Lineage: Eukaryota; Metazoa; Chordata; Actinopteri; Cypriniformes; Cyprinidae
Product: neurofilament medium polypeptide-like
Exons: 3
Coding region: 234-4487 (1417 amino acids)
Biological process (GO): axon development; intermediate filament bundle assembly
Cellular component (GO): axon; neurofilament
Molecular function (GO): structural constituent of postsynaptic intermediate filament cytoskeleton
Source: RefSeq, a predicted model, not a curated record
GAGUUUGGGAAUCUGCAGACGAGAGCAGUUCAUGUGACGUCUGUUCCCGGGAGAUCGACGGAGGCGUGAGUGAGUGAGUGCGCGCGCGCGCGCGAAGGAUGCUGAGCUGAACAGCUGAUUCUGUGCAUUUAACCAGUAUGGACAGCUCCAUUACGCUAACCUAGCAUCUAUUGCAGUAUAUAAAGGGAUCCAUUUUCACUAAACGCUGCAAAGGAAAAGGCACCAGCCUCACAAUGGAGCGUGCUCUUCAUUCACCUGGACGGACACGGGAAGAGUACCGGUACCAAACGGUGCGUCCUUCAUCCCAGCUCACUUCAAGGUCUGCCUUCAGCUUUGGGUCUACAGCACCGCCGAGAGGUAAUGCAAUCCUUAGCGAAUUCGCCGCUAAUCCGGCCGAAAGCUUCGAUUUUACAAACAAAUAUGCAGGUGGAAAGAAUCUGAGGAAAAUCAGUGAGAAAGAGUUACUGCAGGGGCUCAAUGACCGCUUCGCCGGAUUCAUCGAGAAGGUCCAUCACCUGGAAAACCAAAACAGAGCACUAGAGAAAGAAAUCGAGGCUAUUAAAGUGAGAGCAAAAUCCUCUGCCUCUCUGUCCAAAGAGUAUGACCCAGAACUUAGUAGUCUGAGGCAGCAAGUUCAUGAGAUAGGCCUUCAAAAGCAUCAAAUUGAGACAAACCGCCAGAACCUGGAGCAAGAGUUUAACACUUUGAGAGAAAAGUAUGAGAGAGAGGCUCGUGGUCGAAGCGAUGUGGAGGACAGCAUAUCAGUACUAAAGAAUUGCAUUAGUGAUGCAUACCUAGCCAAACAAGAGAUGGACAGGAAAGCUAAAGCUCUCGAAGAGGAGAUAAGCUUCUUGAAGAAAAACCACGAAAGCGAGGUAGCCGAAAUGAUGGCCCAAAUCCAAGAGGGUCACGUGACAGCAGAAAGAAGUGAUUUUAGUAGAAGUGAUGUCACUGCAGCUCUGAGAGACAUCAGGAUGCAACUCGAAGGUCACACGGAUCCUGACAUCCGAUAUGCUGAGGAACGCUUUCGAGCGCAGCUCGCUAAACUGACCAAAGCUGCUGAGGUCAACAGAGAAGCCCUCAUGGCCACUAAAGCAGAGAUUAAUGAACACCGGAGACAGCUCCAGUCCAGGAGCAUUGAGCUCGACUCUGUGAAUGGAGUGAGGGAAGCGCUGGAGAGGCAGCUGUAUGACCUCGAGCAACGGCACAAUGCUGAAAUCCAUCACUACCAGGACACAAUCAGAGAGCUGGAAUUUGAGCUGAAAAAUGCUAAAUGUGACAUGAGCAGUCAUCUGAGGGAGUACCAGGACCUUCUCAAUGUCAAAACGGCACUGGACACUGAAAUUUAUUCCUACAGAAAACUUCUGGAGGGUGAAGAGUCAAGGUACUCUACAAUCUCAGAUGCGCACAUUUCAGUACCAUACAUUUACAGACAGUCACCCAUCUAUACUAUCCCUUGUGUCAAAAGGCAGGGGGGAGCAACUCAAAAAGCAGAGCCUCAGUACAAAUUUGUUGAAGAGAUUAUUACAGAAACCACCAGAGAAGAUGUGGAGAUAUCAGACACUGGCUCUGAAAAGAGUGAGGAGGGAAGAGAGGGUGACAAACCAGACGAGGAGAGUGGUGAGAAAGAUGCAGAGGGUGAAACUCCACAAGUGGCCAAAGAUACUGAAGAACCAGUCAUAGUGAAUGGCAAUGAAACCAAUCCUGAAUUAGAUACAGAGGAAACUGAAGUCGAACUAAGUGUUGAAAAAGAAGAUGAGCCAGCUGAUUCUGAGGUACAAGAAGAUGCUGACUCUGAACCAACCCAGGACUCUACAGAACAAGCCACUGAUGAACAAGAUAAAGAUGAGGAUGAAAAAGGCACAGAGCACAAAGACCUGAAGAAUGACGUGCAGGGAAAGGUAGAAGAACCUGAGGAGGAAAAUAAACAAGCUAAAGAGACAAAGAAAGAUGUCCCCAAACCAGAUCUGUCAGAAAAUCAAGAAAUGCCAGAGAAAUCAGAAAUUGUACCAAAAGACAAACCAUCUCAAGAACCACAGGAUCCUGAAGCAACAACUGAAGUUAAACCUAAGCCUGGUGGGCAGACUGUUGGGGUAACUUCUCCAAAAACCGAAGAUGAUAAAAUCUCAUCUCAAGAAUCUACAACUGCAAAAUCAACAGAGAAAGAGAAAGAAUUAGCUCCAGUGCAGCCUGUGGAGGAAGAUACUCCCAAACCAGAUAAACAAGCAUCUCCCGAACAUACGAAGAGUGGAAAACAGACUACUGGAGAGGACACUUCUUUAAAAAGAGACAAACCUGAUACUGUAAAGGAAGAAACUAAGAAAUAUGAGCCUAUGGAAAAAGACCAAGAGGAUAACAACAAACUAACAGAGAAACCUGUGGGGACAAAGCAAGAGGCUCAAUCAAGUAAAGACGAAAAGGAACAUAAACCUGAAGAGUCUGUAAAAGAUAGCAAAGUUGAACUGGUAGACAACAUGAAAACAGAAAAGGAUGCAAGUAUCAGUGCUAAAGGUCAAGAAAAGACACAAAAAGAGCUUUCAAAGGAUGCAGAAGGACAUUCACAACCUGAAGAGUCAAAGAAACAGGAGGAAAGCAGUAGUAGUCAAACAAGUGUGACAAUAGAAAAGGGUGAAACUGGCAAGCUAAAAGAAACAGAAAAGACACAAGAAGACCUUUCCAAAGUUGCUGACGAAAAAUCCCAACCUCAAAAGUCUCAAAUACAGGAGGACCAAAAAAGUGUAGACAGCAUCAAAACAGAAAAGGUUGAGCAUGCCGAGACUAAUGAAAUUGAAAAGACAGAAGAGGACCUUUCAGAAGUUGUGGCAGAAAAAUCACAACCUGAAAAGUCACAGAUAUCAGAGGACCAAAAAAGUGACAGUGUAAAAACAGAUAAGGCUGAACACGCUAAGCCUAAAGAAACAGAAAAGGAUGCAAGUAUCAGUGCCAAAGAACAAGAAAAGACACAAAAAGAGCUUUCAAAAGAUGCAGAAGAACAAUCACAACCUGAAAAGUCAAAGAAACAGGAGGAAAGCAGUAGUAGUCAAACAAGUGUGACAAAAGAAAAGGGUGAAACUGGCAAGCUAAAAGAAACAGAAAAGACGCAAGAAGACCUUUCCAAAGUUGCUGACGAAAAAUCCCAACCUCAAAAGUCUCAAAUACAGGAAGACCAAAAAAGUGUAGACAGCAUCAUAACAGAAAAGGUUGAGCAUGCCAAGACUAAUGAAAUUGAAAAGACAGAAGAGGACCUUUCAGAAGUUGUGGCAGAAAAAUCACAACCUGAAAAGUCACAGAUACCGGAGGACCAAAAAAGUGACCGUAUAAAAACAGAAAAGGCUGAACACGCUAAGCCUAAAGAAACAGAAAAGGAUGCAAGUAUCAGUGCUAAAGAACAAGAAAAGACACAAAAAGAGCUUUCAAAAGAUGCAGAAAAACAAUCACAACCUGAAAAGUCAAAGAAACAGGAGGACAGCAGUAGUAGUCAAACAAGUGUGACAAUAGAAAAGGGUGAAACUGGCAAGCUAAAAGAAACAGAAAAGACCCAAGAAGACCUUUCCAAAGUUGUGGCAGAAAAAUCACAACCUGAAAAGUCACAGAUACCAGAUGACCAAAAAAGUGACAGUGUAAAAACAGAAAAGGCUGAAGACGCUAAGCAUAAAGAAAAAGAAAAGACACACAAGGACCUCUCCAAAGAUGAGGAAGAAAAAUCACCUGAAGAGUCAAAGAAACAGGAGGAAAGCAGUAGUAGUCAAACAAGUGUGACAAUAGAAAAGGGUGAAACUGGCAAGCUAAAAGAAACAGAAAAGACACAAGAAGACCUUUCCAAAGUUGCUGACGAAAAAUCCCAACCUCAAAAGUCUCAAAUACAGGAGGACCAAAAAAGUGUAGACAGCAUCAAAACAGAAAAGGUUGAGCAUGCCGAGACUAACGAAACUGAAAAGACACAAGAGGACCUUUCAGAAGUUGUGGAAGAAAAAUCACAACCUGAAAAGUCACAGAUAUCAGAGGACCAAAAAAGUGACCGUGUAAAAACAGAUAAGGCUGAACACGCUAAGUCUACAGAAACAGAAAAGACACACAAGGACCUCUCCAAAGGUGAGCAAGAAAAAUCACCUGAAGAGUCAAAGAAACAACAGGAGAGCAAAAGCGAUAGCAGUUCUGAAAGUGCAACAAGUGGAGAGGAAGCUAAAGUCACAGAGAAACAGGUUGAUGAAACACGGAGUAAUCAACCCCCCAAAACUCAGGAAAUAACAUCUGAUGCAAAGUCUGAGCAAAAGGAUAUUAAAAAAAGCAAAGAGGAGAUGCCUGAUAAAACUGUAGAGGUGGAUAGUGUGACAACCAAAGGCAGUGAAACCAGCAAAGAUGUUAAAAGUGAAGAAACUCUUCCAGAAGACAGUGGUGCACAUGAGCAGGUCAAAGAGAGCAGCAAGCAGGACAACAUGGACAUCAAAGGUCCAGAAGAAACAACUAAGCCCUCUAGUGGAAUGUAGAAUAUAAACAGCAGGAAAAAAAAUUUGAAAAGAGAAUGUUCAAAUCGCCCCCUUUUGAGCAUGACUUUAGAAACUGCUAACAGGAAGUGUGAUAUUUCUGAUGCAGAUGCAUGAGUACACUGUGAUCUGUGUGUACAUAAUGAAUGUGAAUUACGAGGAAUGUGCAAGAUUUUAUUUUGCUUUGUCCCUCGCUCUGAUCAGCUGAAUGUAUGUAUUAAAACAACGCUACAUAUUAACUGAAUAAAUACUGCAGCA